UGCCCUUGAGAACGGUGAUGACGACCACCUCAGCAUUACCGGUAACCUCAAAACCCAUCGAAAGUACGGCAGAAAAUUUAGCAUGGCAGGCAUGGUUGAUGUUGCCACCGGAACAAAAGCAAUUAAUAAAAUCACGUAAAGUUACGCCAAAAUCAAUAUUUACCCUACCGCUGCGAGUGGAAUGUCCCGAGGGUCAUCAACAGAUUGAUAACAAGUGUAUACCGACAGUGACGGGUUCGAAUGCCGUGUUGAUACAUCCAAAUGUUUUGGGUUUGGUAUUGGGUGAUGCACCCACAGCCGAUGUUGAAUAUGAUUAUGAAGAUGAACCCAUAAUGGGUGAUGGUAAUGAUUAUAAUCCGCCAUUGUAUUUGACGGCGGGAACUGAUGGUAAAUCGAAUACGGAAACAAUUUUGGAACUGAAACCCCCCAGCCAAGAUGAACCACUGAAAUUUAAUAUUUUUCAACAUAAAUUUCCCACAGAUGAUUAUCCCAUGGAGGAUUAUUCCGGAAUAUCGAAUGAGGGUUCGGCCCAGGCACCCGUUAGUCCUCCGGAAGUAAAGUUGGAACAAGAAGGAGAACAAAAUAAAUUGGUGGUAAAUGUAACCGGUAAUAAGGAUCUGGUUGGAGAGGCCAGUAAUGUAUCGAAGACCCAUAGCCUGAAUCAUAUAACCGAAUCGAAUGAUUUCAAUUUGGAAAAUUUGGAAGCUAUUUCGGUACCAGCCACCGCCCAGGGUCAGGAUCAAAAGCCCCAUACCAUUUCUUUGUUCAACGAAGAUUCGGCCAUACAUUUGGUGACCACCGCUAUGGAUACUGAGGAGGAAAGGGAAGAAGAGAAAAAUGUAAAAGGAGGAGAAGAAGGGGAGGGUAAUGCCAAGCCUCAAAAUUUGGAAACCUUGCUGCAAACCGAAUCCCUAAUGCCAAUGCUAAAUCACACCACAGCCUCUACCCUGGUCCAAUUGGAAAGUUUGCCAUUGAUUGUCACAAAUACCAGCGAGCUUGAGGAAUUGGAUAAUAGCCCCUCCCUGCAAAUUGAAAAUGUGGAAGAAAUUACCACAAUUUUACCAGACCCUAUGGAUAGUCGUAGCACCUUGGCUGAUACCAUGGAAGAGCAAAAACAAAAGACGGAAUUUAUACGCAGCGUAACCAUGAAUCCUUUGUAUGAUGAAGAUAACAACAGAGAAGAAGAAGAGGAUCAGGAUGUUGAUAUGACAACAACAACCUUGACAUCGUCAAAGGCUAAUGAGGAUUCCGCCUUGGAAACCACAACAAUGGACUCGUCAUCAACAAUACAAUUGGAUGAUACCACCAUUAUUGAGGGUAAUUUUGAAAUUACAACAAUGCCACCACAAGAACAAGAGACGGAGUCAUUGCCAUCCUCGUCAACAACAACCGAAACAACAUCCGCAACACCCAUGUCCUCCUCCUCCACAACCAGCUCCUCCUUUAUCUCCUCCACUUUGCCAUCAGAAAAUGCCCAACAAUUGUUGGAACCUUCAGAUCAGGAUUUUGAAGAAUUACAAAAAGAUCAACAACAACAACAGCGCGAUAUAAUGCAGAAAUCGAAAGUAGAACCGGUUGAGGUGUUGGCCACAAGAACAACAACAGCUAGGCCUGCAGUAACCACCACCACAACGACAACAACAUCUGGAGCCAUGCCAAAGCAACCGGAGACGAUGACAACAACAACGGCGGAUGAAUUAAUAACAACAACCACUAGCGGAGAACCAGUGACACCGUUACUUACCGUUCAUAAUAAUGGCAAUGAUAAUAUUGACAACACUAACAGCAACAACAACAAUGUAAAAUCAUCAACAAGUGAAAUUGAUCUGGCCGAAGAAUUGCGUUUAAUUAAUGAAUUGGUGAAGGGCAAACGUCCAGCCAUAACCUUAACCGCAGCUGAGGCGACAACAUUGAAAACUACAACAACAACAACGACCACUGCAACAACAACAUCACAAAACGAUGACGUUGAUAAUGAAAUUCAUACAUCACCAAAGCCCAGCACAGCUUCAGCAUCCGUAACACCAGUCACAGUUUCAGUUCCAUCAUCAGCAGCAUCACCAUUACCGUCACCAAGUGAAAGUUCUGCCAGUUCCAUAAAAUAUCGGUUGGAAACAACAAAAAUAUGGUCGAAAAUCAUGCCAUUGAUAAAAACCACAACAACAACAACAACGGAAAAAUCCCCAGAGGUUAGCGGAAAUUUGAAAACAAGUGAAUCCACAACAACAAAUGGUAAUGAUGAGGAGUCUUCCUCCACCAUGUCCUCUAUUUCCUCCAGUACCUCCGAUACCCAAACAGAAUCAACAACACCAAAUGCUGCUAGGCUAGUUGUAAGCAAUCGUAGUCAUAGAAAUAGUAAAAUUAUACGCAUAAAUGGUUUAAAUAGUUUAGAUUUCAAGCAGGGUAAGAAAACAACAGCAACAACAACUGAAGAUAUUUCCCCAACAACAGAAGAAUUCUCCACAACAACAACAACAGAAGCAUCAGCCUCCUCUUCUCCCAAACCUUUAGAUGAGGAGGAGGAGACUGAUGCUGGUGAGGAGAAUGAUGAUAAUGCCUAUGGUCCAUUUUGGUGGUUACCCAUAUCCUGGCGUUUAGAUGGCUCUGCUUCUAGUAAAGACUCAGAAGCCAGCUCUACAACAAGUACCACAAUCAAACCAGAUUCAGAAACAUCUAUCCAACAACAACAAGAAGAUAUGCCUUUACUAUUACGAUUUUGGUCAACAUAUCAUGCACCGAAAUCAAGUUAA
This is a messenger RNA of Musca vetustissima, 2750 nucleotides long. RefSeq names its product protein folded gastrulation. The record is from RefSeq and is a predicted model, not a curated record. Lineage: Eukaryota; Metazoa; Arthropoda; Insecta; Diptera; Muscidae. The transcript has 2 exons. The coding region runs from base 18 to 2750 and encodes 910 amino acids.